AUGGUUGACUACGCGGAACAUUAUGAGAAUCAACUCAAAGGUGGUGGUGGUGGUGGUACGGGAUCUUUUUAUCGCGGUGUGCCACAUCAACGAGGUCACGGUAUCAGUAGUUUUUUGGGAGGAUUAUUGCGCAGAGUUUUGCCGUUACUGGAAAGUGGAGCAAAAGCCGUUGGAAAGGAGGCCUUGCGAGCAGGGAUGAACAUCAUGGCUGAUAUGGAGAGCGACGUACCCUUCAAAGAAGCUGUCAAAUCACGGGCCAAAGAAUCGGGGCGUAAUUUGCAGAAAAAGGCCCAAGAAAAACUUACCAAUCUUAUGCAGGGCUCCUGGUAUAAAGGGGCGCUCACAGGACCAAGGAGACAGUCGUUGGUCGCCCGCGUUAAUCGUCUCGUCGCAGCGCAAAAGGUUACCAGGCGAAAGAGGAAUUCGAAUAUUAAGAAGAGCAAGAAGAAGAAGGAGACGUCCCGUACCGCGUCAAUGGAUAUAUUUUUCAAUCCAAAACCAGUAUCACCAGCCAACAACUCUUACGCCUACCGCGCCUACAUAGAGACGCUGCUGAAUUACGCACCGAACGCUAAACAAUCGCAUCUUACGGCUGGACUGUGGUACGAUAACAAGAACGGCGAAACAGAUAUUUGCGAACCGCGUGGAAACGACGUACCCUUAAUGAACGGUUUCAUCAAACGCAACGAAAUCAUGCGGAACGGACGCGUCGUAGAUUUGAUCGGACAUCUCCACUGCGACGUCUUUGAUCAGAAAAAGUUUUUACUCAACGGUGUAGAACUACGAGUACGCCUGGUACGCUCGAGAGAUAGCUUCUGCCUAAUGGAAACUAAAGCACUGCAUACUCUACAUAUUCUAGAAGCAUCUUUACUCGUGCGCCGGGUGAAAAUCAGCCCAGGUAUAUUGCUGGCUCAUGCAAGAACUCUAGCCAAGGGUACGGCAAAAUAUCCGGUUACCCGAGUUGAAGUCAAAGCCUUCACCAUUCAUGCUGGCGUGCAGGCUGAGACGCUGGACAACAUCAUAUUCGGACAACUACCGAAACGCGUCAUUUUGGGGCUAGUCAGCAACAAGGCUUUCAACGGUGACAGACAACGGAAUCCCUUCAACUUUCAACAUUUCAUGCUGAAUUAUCUAUCGUUGUAUGUCGACGGCAUUCAAAUACCCUCGAAAGCUUUGCAACCGAGCUUUGGAAAGAACGGCGUAUGCGUCGACACGUAUCACACUUUAUUCUCUGGGACCGGAGUACAUUUUCUCAACGAGGGCUGCGGUAUCGGACGACUACACUACGAAAUGGGAAAUUGUCUCACAGCAUUUGACCUAACGCCUGAUCUUGCGGCCAACUGUUCGUCUCACUGGUCACUCAUCAAACACGGAACACUCAGGAUUGAAUUACGCUUCGACGAUGCACUCAAAGAAACUAUUAACUGUUUCGUGUACGCGGAAUUCGACAAUAUUAUUGAAGUCGAUGCAUCGCGUCAGGUUGUCACAGAUUUCGGCGGUUAG
This is a messenger RNA of Athalia rosae (coleseed sawfly), 1503 nucleotides long. RefSeq lists its product as uncharacterized. Gene Ontology annotation, cellular component: cytosol. Gene Ontology annotation, biological process: deoxyribonucleotide biosynthetic process. The transcript has 2 exons. Lineage: Eukaryota; Metazoa; Arthropoda; Insecta; Hymenoptera; Athaliidae. The coding region runs from base 1 to 1503 and encodes 500 amino acids. The record is from RefSeq and is a predicted model, not a curated record. Gene Ontology annotation, molecular function: ribonucleoside-diphosphate reductase activity, thioredoxin disulfide as acceptor.